GAGAAGAAAGAGAAACCGCGGGGGCGAGGAGGCGCCCGUCCAAUGACAAAGCCCAGGGGUGGGCGCCGGCCGCCAUCUUGUACCGGGCGGCAGGGCUAGGACCCCGCGUCCUCCGCCCUCCGAGGGGGAGGGGCGGCGGCGACUACGACGACGGCGAGAAAAGUAGCGAGAGCCGCGCCGGCAGGAGGGCGCCAGCAGCGGCCGCCGCCGCGGAGCCAGACGCGGGCGGGGACGACGACGACGGCGGCGGCGGAAGCCGGCCAACGCGGGCGGCCCCGAACGGCCUCCGAUGCGACGCAACGUGAAGAGGCGGCGGCGCCGGCCGCUGGCCGCCCCGAAGGCCCCGGGCGCCCGGUUCGGGGGCCUUAGGGCGGGCGAAGGGAUCGCGCUGGAGGCGCGGGAGGAGAAGGUGGUCUACUCUCGGUCUCAACUGUCGCUGGCAGACAGCACCAAGGCGCUGGGCGACGCCUUCAAGCUCUUCAUGCCCCGCAGCACGGAGUUCAUGAGCUCGGAAGCGGAGCUCUGGAGCUUCCUCUGCAGCCUCAAGCACCAGUUCUCCCCUCACAUCCUGCGCAGCAAGGACGUCUACGGCUACUCCUCCUGUCGGGCCUUGGUGCCCGACCCACCCGUGCCACCCUCCGCCCGCGGCCAGCCACGCCGGCCGGCCCCACGCGCGGCGGCCAGGAGGAGGCGCCGCGGAGCCAGGGCCCACGCCGCCGCGGCCGCCGCCGCCGGGAGGAGGAAGCCACCGGCAGCUCAGCCUCUGGCGGCCUCGGCUGAGGAGACCCCGGAGGCGGCCAAGCCCGCGGCGCCCGCGCCCGAGCCCAGCUUCGGGGGCCGCACGCUCGAGGAGAUCUGGAGGGCGGCCACCCCAACGCUGACCAUCUUCCCCACCAUCCGCGUGGGCGGCGACGUGUGGGGCGACCGCAGCCUGGCGGCGGCGCGGCGACGAGCUCGCCAAGUGCUGCAAGUGAACCUGGAACCCGUAGUGAGGCUCCGGCGCUUCCCGGUGCCCCGGGCGUGAGGAGCCGGUCCCGAGGGCGCCGCCUGCCGAUCCUCCCCCAACCCAUCCCC
This is a messenger RNA of Ochotona princeps (American pika), 1074 nucleotides long. It is a transcript of the gene CCDC71L, whose product is annotated as coiled-coil domain containing 71 like. Bases 290 to 1024 code for a protein of 244 amino acids. The transcript has a single exon. NCBI's taxonomy places the organism in Eukaryota, Metazoa, Chordata, Mammalia, Lagomorpha, Ochotonidae. The record is from RefSeq and is a predicted model, not a curated record.